AUGAGAGGGGAGACGUCGCCGUCGCCGUUGUCGUCGUUGUUAUUUUCAACGCCACCGCCACCGCGACAAUUGCCAUUGCGGCAAACGACGUCAUCGUCGUUGUCGUCGCCGUCGCCACCACCACCGCCACAAUCGCGACGAUUGCAAACCGACGAAGAACAACAGCAGCAGCAGGAAGAGGAGGAGAAUAAGCGACAACCGUCGCCCGAUUUACACGGACCACGAUCGCCACGACAACGGCGACCUCCACAAAAACGGAUGCCACCACAACUACCACCGCCGCUGCCGCCACCGCCAUUACCACCACCACUACCGCCGCCGCCGCCGCCGCAGCCGCCGCGCGCCACCGCUGCAACGGAAAGUGUACAACAGCAGCGGCAUUUACGCUGGUGGCAGUGGCAAUGGCGACUUAUAAACGCGUAUCUUCCGAUAAACAAACGUGUAUUGCCACCACCACCGCCGCCGCUGCCACAGCCGCCACCGCCACGGCCAUUAUCAACAUUACCAUCGUCACCGCCCUCACCAUUAGCGGCCCCACUAGCAGACGAUGUUAUAACAAUAUCGUCUAACAAGGACGGCGUAAUUGUUUUGUCGUCAUCCUCCUCAUUGCAACAAAUGUCGCCCAUUUUACAGCGACCGCGGCCGCCACGGUCGCCGCGCCGGCGGCAACACUUGCAACAGCAACAGCAGCAGCAAAAAAACGACGAGAUGGAGGACGAAAUAGAAGAUUUUCAUCUUUAUUUUGAUGACUCCUCUUUGUCGCGCUCGUCAAUACGGACUGCUGAGACCACCACCAUCACCACCACCACUACCACCACCACCACCACUACCGCCGUCGUGGCCGCUGUUAUCGCAAAAACUCAAAAACAGCUACACUGGUGGCAAGAACAAUUGAAAAUAAUCAACUUUUACUGUCCGCAAUCAGAAUUAAGACAACCGCUACCACCACCGCCGCUACGGCCACCGGCGCUGCUGCCACAGUCACCACCACCACGGCCAUUAUUAGCAUCACCAUCACACCCGCCGUCACUGCCAUCACCAUCAGCGGCUUCAGUAGCAGACGAUAUAACAAUAACGUCUAACGAGAACGACGUAAUCGUCUUGUCGGCGGAAUCGUCAUCACAAUCACAGCCGCAGUUGCCGCAACCACCACCAUCGUCGUUGUCGUUGUCGUCGUCUUCGUCCGGGGUAUCAAUAAAUUACAUCAACACGUUUGACCUCAUAUUACAAGAAUACGACGUGGUCGAAAAUGACGGUGUUAACGAUAUCGUCAUAAAAACGGACGUGGAUUCGUUGAUGGUUCUUGAUUUACGCAAAGGACAAGACGACUCUGACGAAAACGACGACGCCGCCGCCGCCGCCAAGCCGACUAAAGUCUCAAGCAGACGAGAGCUGGACAGUCCAUUGCGCAGAGCUACGACUGCAAUUAUUGACAUCAUACUAGCGGCAGCGUCCAAGUUGUCACCGUACACAACAACGGCGCACGGCGGCAUAACAGUGUACGGAGAGCACACAAAGCGACAAGAUUGCACUUCAAGAUUUUGGGAAAUUGGCCAGUCUUGUGACCCAAAAAUUGGAACGCGUGCAUUUGUACGAUGA
Monomorium pharaonis (pharaoh ant) is the source of this 1599-nucleotide messenger RNA. RefSeq names its product proline-rich protein LAS17-like. Bases 1 to 1599 code for a protein of 532 amino acids. The transcript is spliced from 3 exons. NCBI's taxonomy places the organism in Eukaryota, Metazoa, Arthropoda, Insecta, Hymenoptera, Formicidae. The record is from RefSeq and is a predicted model, not a curated record.